AUGACUCGCGCCUUCCAACUGCUUCGCCGGCGCCGGCGUCUGCUCCUUCACCCCUUCCUCCAGAACAAUCUUCUCCGCCUACAUUGUGCCCUGGCGAACCACCCCGACCCGUAUCCACGCCUCCCCGGCCACCGCGACUUCCGCCCCGCCAGCGACACGCCCGCCGGCCCCGCGGGGUUCGACGAAACGCCGCAGCGCGACGCUGUCGCCUACGCCGCCACGGUCGGCCUUCAACUGAGGCGUGGAGACCUCCCGCGCGCGGAGGAGCUGUUCCGCGCGGCGCCCAGAUCCGCCCGCGGCCAGCAUCUGGACGCCGUCAUGCUGGACGGGUACGUGAAGGCCGGCCGGGUCGACCGCGCCCGCAGGCUGUUCGACGGAAUGGCGGAGAAGAGUGUGAUUGCGUGGACCAGCCUGGUCUCCGGGUACUGCCGCGCUGGGCGCGUCGACGAGGCGCGCGCUCUGUUCGACCUGAUGCCGGCACGCAACGUGGUGUCCUGGACGGCGAUGGUGCAGGGGUAUGCACGCCGCGGGAUGCUGAGGGAGGCGAGGGAGCUGUUCGACGCGAUGCCAGAGAGGAACGUGGUUACCUGGACGGUCAUGGUCAAGGCCUACGCUGACGGCGGUCGCGUCGGGGAGGCGAUGGAGUUGUUCGACAGGAUGCCUUGGAGGAACUCGUAUUCCUGGACCGCCAUGAUCUCCGGUUUGCUCCGUGCUGGGAGGGUAGAUGAAGCGGUCCAUCUGUUCGAGAGGAUGCAGCAUAGGAACGUGGUUUCGUGGACUCUGAUGGUCACCGGCUUGGCGCAGAACGGUUGUGUUUCAAUGGCGAGAGAGUUUUUCGACAAAAUGCCGAAAAACAAGGACACCGCGGCAUGGAAUGCGAUGAUCACUGCGUAUGCCAAUGAUGGCCAGAUGGAUGAGGCUUGGAGACUGUUCGACUCAAUGCCCGCAAAGGACCAGGUGAGCUGGAGUAUCCUAAUUGACGGCUAUGUCAAGAGCGAACACAAGGACGUAGCCGUGUGUUUAUUUCUUCUCAUGCUCCGGUCAGGAGUAUCUCCUAACAGCACUACAUUAACCAGUGUCUUGGUUACAUCGGAGAGCACAGUUGAAGUUGGGCAAAUCCAUGGCUUCGCCACCACACUAGGGCUCCUGUCUAAAACCUCCUUAGGAAACGCUCUGCUCACCAUGUACUCGAGGAGUGGCGACCUGCCCUCUGCCUGGCAAGCUUUCAAGAUAUUACAGGGGAAGGAUGCCAUCACAUGGACAUCGAUGAUGCAAGCCUUCGCGAACCAUGGCCGUGCCUCGUGCACGCUGCAGGCCUUCGCACAGAUGCUGCAACACGGACAUGACCCCAGCUCAACCACAUUCACUGCCGCACUGUCAGCCUGCAGCCACGCCGGUCUCGUCGAGAAAGGCAAGGAUAUUUUUAGAUUUAUUCGCCACGCCUACGGGCUUGAGCCGACCAUCGAGCACCGCACCUGCCUCGUCGACAUCCUCGGCCGUGCAGGGCGCGUGAGGGAGGCCAUGGAGGUUGUUGGUGCCGUGCCUCCGGAGAUGCGCGACGAGGCCAUCCUGAGGAGGCUGCUAGGGGCCUGCAUAAUGCACAAUGAGGUGGACGCGGCGAGGGAGGUGGGAGAAGCUCUUGCCAAAUCUGACGAGAACCCCUCAGGUUCAGGUUCAGGAGGCUACUACACUGUUCUGGCCAAUGUUCUUGCAUCGGGUGGACUGUGGGAUGAAAUGGCAGCAGCGUGGAGGGCCAUGAAGGGGAGCAAGGUGAGGAAGACGCCUGGAAUGAGCUGGAUCGUGGUGGAUGCGAGGAGUCAUGUGUUCUUCUCUGGGGAUCAGAUGCAUCCACAGUGUGCAGAGAUAUAUGAGAUGCUGGACGACACCCUUGUACCUCAAAUAAAGAAGGAUAAUGGGAGCUGAUGCAGUUGCAAAACAUGCAGCGGAU
Molecule: messenger RNA, 1948 nt
Organism: Lolium rigidum
Lineage: Eukaryota; Viridiplantae; Streptophyta; Magnoliopsida; Poales; Poaceae
Product: pentatricopeptide repeat-containing protein At2g35030, mitochondrial-like
Exons: 1
Coding region: 1-1923 (640 amino acids)
Biological process (GO): RNA modification
Molecular function (GO): protein binding; RNA binding
Source: RefSeq, a predicted model, not a curated record